This is a messenger RNA of Cuscuta campestris, 1476 nucleotides long. NCBI's taxonomy places the organism in Eukaryota, Viridiplantae, Streptophyta, Magnoliopsida, Solanales, Convolvulaceae. The record is from the annotation of a GenBank genome assembly.
UUACAUCAAAUUUGAUACCUUUAGUUUCCUCGCGUCUGAGGCCACGAAACUGAUAAGUCGAGUCUAACGAGUCAUAAAUACGGAGUAGUUAUGUUAUGACCCUUAAACUUAUGGAUGUAAUUUUCAAAAGAAUUGGUUUUGCUAUUCAAAAAGGGAUAGUGGUGCAACUUCUCGCACGUUUGCAUUCUAUUUCGAUUUUAAUAAUCAAUAAAAAUUCAGAAAAAGUUAUCCCGUCCAGCAAGAAACUUCUUCGACCACAGAAAAUGCUCCGAGUGGCGGCUAAGCGGUUGUUCCCGGCGUUGCUCCGCUGCAGCAACCAGCCAAGAAUCUCUUCCUCCCUUCCAACUCUUUCAGGGGUCCGAACGCCGCGUUUCUUCAACUGUAUUGCAUCUGAGGCCAUACCGAAUCCAAACUCUGCAUUUUCUGACUCCGGGUCAUCGUCUCCUCCGACAUCAGGGCGGAGCGGAGAGGCGGAAGAUCGCAUCUACGAGAAGGAGGAGAAUCCGGAGCCGGGAGCGACUAAAACCAGGCCUAGGGCUCAGUACCAGGACGAACAAGCCCGUGUUCUGAGCGCCUCUCUCCCUCACGUGCUGAAAUUGGGAUGGACUGAAGCAGCCAUGAUUGCUGGUGCAAGGGAGGCUGGAUUGUCUCCUUCAGUCCUUGGAUCUUUUCAUAGGAAAGAAGCUGCUCUUGUGGAGUUUUUUAUGGAUGAGUGCUUGGAUAGACUCAUUGAUAUUAUUGAAUUGAGAACGGAUUUGAAAACGAUGAUACCUAGUGAGUGUGUUGCGACAAUUGUAAGACUCCGCUUAGAGUUGCAGUCUCCUUACAUAUCAAAAUGGGCUCAAGCACUCAGUAUACAGGCACAUCCACUGAACAUACCAACAAGUUUCAAGCAGAGGGCAAUGUUGGUUGAUGAAAUCUGGCGUGCGGCUGGUGAUGAUGCAGGUGAUAUCGAUUGGUAUGUGAAGCGAACCGUGCUUGGUGGAAUAUACUCUACUACUGAGCUAUACAUGCUAACCGAUUACUCUCCAGAUUUCCACGAUACCUGGGCCUUCUUGAAUGCUCGGAUUAAAGAUGCUUUUGAUCUUAAAAAAACUGCACAGGAGACAAAAUACCUGGCAGAAGCAGUUGGUGCAGGAAUGGGGGGCUCCUUACAGGGGUUUAUCAAAGGUAUUUUCCAGAAGUGAAAAGCUUGUUUUUUUUUCUUUCAAUUUCACCCUAAAAAAAUGGGUUUGGUUUUCUGUUUUUGUUUGGGGAACUCUCCACUGUCAAUAAUAAUGUUGUAGGGUUAAAAUAGAGAUGAUGUGUCUGUAAAUUCUGAACACAUUACCCAGCCAGAGAGACAAUUUGUGUCCCAAAUUCUGGGUGCAAGACCAACACUUCUAUCCUAUGUUGUUAAUACUCCUCUGAGUUGCCUCCUCUGAGUUGCCUCUCAAAUUCUGGGAGUAACUUGCUUCUUGAAAUAUGGGUCUAUAU